This is a messenger RNA of Cornus florida, 1545 nucleotides long. RefSeq names its product sodium/hydrogen exchanger 4. Gene Ontology annotation, molecular function: sodium:proton antiporter activity. Gene Ontology annotation, cellular component: membrane. The record is from RefSeq and is a predicted model, not a curated record. The coding region runs from base 1 to 1545 and encodes 514 amino acids. Gene Ontology annotation, biological process: sodium ion transport; regulation of pH; proton transmembrane transport. The transcript is spliced from 14 exons. Lineage: Eukaryota; Viridiplantae; Streptophyta; Magnoliopsida; Cornales; Cornaceae.
AUGGCAGCAUUGAAGGUAGAUGAUGAUGAUCAGGUGGUUUCUGUAACAGUGUUCGUCGCUGUGCUAUGUCUCUGUAUAGUCAUCGGACACUUGCUUGAAAAAAAUCGAUGGGUCAACGAAUCUAUCACUGCUAUUAUCAUAGGAUGCAUUAGUGGAACAAUAAUCUUGUUUAUAAGCAAGGGCACAAGUUCUCAUAUCCUAAGAUUUGAUGAACAACUGUUCUUUAUAUAUCUCCUUCCGCCUAUUAUAUUUAAUGCUGGAUUUCAGGUCAAGAAGAAACAGUUCUUCCAUAACUUCUUUACCAUCAUGUUGUUUGGAAUUAUUGGUGUUUUCAUAUCAUCUGCCAUUAUUACGGCUGGCAGCUGGUGGCUGUUUCCUUUGUUCAGCUUCGUUGGAUUGUCUGCGCGUGACUAUCUUGCUGUAGGGACAAUCUUUUCAUCAACGGAUACAGUGUGUACUCUGCAGGUUCUACAGCAAGAUGAGACUCCUUUGCUGUACAGCCUGGUUUUUGGGGAAGGAGUAGUGAAUGACGCAACAUCAGUUGUUCUCUUCAAUGCAGUUCAAAAGCUUGAUGUCAGUACAUUUAAUGGCUGGUCAGCUGUUCAUAUCCUUGGAGAUUUCAUAUACCUAUUUUCCACAAGCACUGCUCUUGGAGUCGGUGCUGGACUUUUGACGGCGUAUGCGCUUAAAGCACUGUGCUUUGGGAGACAUUCAAGUGUUCGUGAAAUCUCUUUAAUGGUUUUAAUGGCAUAUUUGUCCUACAUGUUGGCUGAGCUGUUAAGCUUAAGUGGGAUUCUAACUGUCUUCUUCUGUGGGGUUCUUAUGUCUCACUAUGCAUGGCACAACGUGACUGAAAGUUCAAGGAUAACAACCAGGCAUGUAUUUGCAGGAAUGUCUUUUAUUGCAGAAACAUUUAUAUUUCUUUAUGUGGGAAUGGAUGCUCUGGACAUUGAGAAGUGGAAAAUGAGCAAACUAAGUUUUGGUACUUCGGUAGGUAUAUACAGUACCGUGCUCUUGCUGAUAUUACUUGGACGCGCUGCUUUUGUGUUUCCCCUCUCUGCCUUUUCCAAUUACAUGAACCGAAAUGCUGAGGGUUCAUCGUUGAUCACGUUCAAACACCAGAUUGUCAUUUGGUGGGCUGGGCUAAUGAGGGGGGCUGUCUCUAUUGCUUUGGCAUUCAAACAGUUCACAUUCUCUGGGGUUACAUCUGAUCCUAUUAAUGCUGCAAUGGUCACCAUUACUGUUAUUGUUGUUCUCUUCAGUACCAUUGUGUUUGGUUUUCUGACAAAGCCACUUAUAAGUUAUUUGCUCCCUUACAAUGGAAACAAUCGAAUUCAUCGAGAACCUACGACCCCUAAGGAGGACCUGACUCUUCCCUUGCUUUCCUUCGAAGAAUCUGCUGCCACAAACAUGCUCCGUGCAAAGAAUAGUCUGUCAAUGCUAAUAGAAAGGCCGGUAUUCACUAUUCAUUCCUACUGGAGAAGGUUUGAUGAUGCCUACAUGAGACCUGUAUUUGGUGGCCCACAAAGCGAUGAGCCUUCAUGA